Messenger RNA from Dendronephthya gigantea, 572 nucleotides. Its product is annotated as 60S ribosomal protein L24-like. Gene Ontology annotation, cellular component: cytosolic large ribosomal subunit. Bases 67 to 531 code for a protein of 154 amino acids. The record is from RefSeq and is a predicted model, not a curated record. The transcript is spliced from 5 exons. Gene Ontology annotation, molecular function: mRNA binding; structural constituent of ribosome. Gene Ontology annotation, biological process: cytoplasmic translation. NCBI's taxonomy places the organism in Eukaryota, Metazoa, Cnidaria, Anthozoa, Malacalcyonacea, Nephtheidae.
GCGGCUUUUUAUCCCAAUUCAUCCCAUAUUCUUUCUUUUUCUCUGGUUUUCGUUCAGAAAAACAAAAUGAAGCUAGAAGUGUGUCAUUAUAGUGGCUACAAAAUCUACCCAGGUCAUGGGAAAAGGUACAUCAGAAUUGAUGGCAAGUGUUUCAACUUCUUGGUAAAGAAAUGUGAAAGGUCAUUUCUCAUGAAGAGGAACCCAAGAAAGAUAUCUUGGACUGUGUUGUAUAGAAGAAAACACAAGAAAGGUUCCAUUGAAGAGGUCUCAAAGAAGAGGACAAGGAGGAAUGUCAAAUUCAAUAGAGCUAUCCAAGGGGCAACUCUUGAGAAUAUCAUGGCAAAACGAAAUCAAAAGCCAGAAGUUAGAAAAGCCCAACGAGAACAAGCAAUUAGAGCUGCAAAGGAUAAGAUCAGGCAGAAAAAAGAAGUUAAGAAAAUGGCAAAGGUCCAACAACAGCAGCCUGUGAAAUCCAAGGCUCCUAAACAGAAGGGAGGAAAGGGUGCUGGUCGUGUGGGUGGAAAACGCUAAAUGUAUAUUUGCUUUUUGCAAUAAAUAUGAUUUCACUCGUA